Panicum virgatum (switchgrass) is the source of this 669-nucleotide messenger RNA. Its product is annotated as secreted RxLR effector protein 161-like. The record is from RefSeq and is a predicted model, not a curated record. Lineage: Eukaryota; Viridiplantae; Streptophyta; Magnoliopsida; Poales; Poaceae. The transcript has 2 exons. Bases 1 to 669 code for a protein of 222 amino acids.
AUGGAGGAGAAGGUGAAGCUGUCAAAGGACAGCACUGCCCCCUUGGUGGACGCCACGAGCUACCGGAGCAUCGUCGGCGCACAGCGUUACCUCACGCACACGCGGCAGGACAUUGGGUUCGUCGUGGGGUACGUGAGCCGGUUCAUGGCGGAGCCGCGGGAGGAUCACCUCGUCGCGGUCAAGCAUCUGCUCCGCUAUGUGGCAGGGACGCGCGACUACGGGCUCGUCUACCCAAGGAGGAGCAGAGGAGAGCUGGAGCUGAUUGGGUUCAGUGACAGCGACAUGGCGGGCGACGUUGAUGGACGAAGGAGCACGACUGGUGUGCUCUUCUUCCUUGGAGCGUGCCCGAUCUCCUGGCAAUCGAUGAAACAGAAGGUCGUUGCGCUGGAGCUCACCGGAGAAGAAGCUCGGGCACCUGUCCUGAUGGUGGACAACCAGUCCGCCAUUACUUUGGCAAAGAACCCCGUCCACCAUGACCGAAGCAAGCACAUCGACACUAAGUUUCACUUCACCCGUGACUGCGUCGAUGGUGGACAGAUCAAGCUCGAGCACGUCGAGACUGCUCGACAGCUUGGGGACAUCCUCACCAAGCCACUUGGGCGCGUUCGACUCACAGAGUUGAGGACCAAGAUUGGAGUUGAGGAAAUCAAGCAAGAGCAGUGCAAUUAG